Molecule: messenger RNA, 1248 nt
Organism: Paramecium sonneborni
Lineage: Eukaryota; Ciliophora; Oligohymenophorea; Peniculida; Parameciidae
Source: the annotation of a GenBank genome assembly
AUGUGUAUUUUUGUGAAUUAGAUAGAGUAUUUGAUUCAUAAAUAAAAUGAUUUUCUGUAUAUUAAUCACUUUUGAUUAUCAUUAAAAUUAAUCCAAAUAUUUAUCAUUAAAAUUAAUCCAAAUAUUUAAUUAUAUUAAAUUAGAUUUCUUUAAAAUUUCAAAUUAUUUAUUUCUAAGUUUUUGCCUCAAAUUUGUUUCACUUAAAAUACAAUAUAUUGCCUUACCUAAGCAGUAUACGGAAUCAGAUUAAAAUGGUAUGCCAUUGAUGAUUAACGAGUCGAUGUAAUAACAGUGACUAAUUUGAACCCUCUAUCUGAAACAACAUAUCCAAUUGCUAAUCCAAACUUCAAAAUAGCAAAAGUAUCAAUUUUAAGCUUUAGUUAUUGUGGUGCAUUUGAAUUUGAACUUUUAGUAAUAUUAUUUUAAUAAACUAUAGGUAUCAUCUUUAUCAACUACAUCCGUAAAAGUUGGAAUUUAAACUGCAAACUCUAACCUACUUCAUCUAGGAUUUUAAAUAAUAUUGGGAACUACUGAAGCUUUAACUCCUUUUGAAACAAAAGCUACAACUUCUUAAUAUACUAGUGGAGGUUUAAUUUUGAAGCAAAUUGUUUCUUUCUUCUUUUAUAUACUAAAUUAUAAUUCAGUAACACUUCAUCAUACAGAUUAAAAUUCUUCACAACCACUGUAGGUUCUACUGUUUAAUAUAGCGUGUAAACAUGUAAUAACUUCAAAUAUAUAUAUAUCUUAGGGUCAAGUAGUGUAUAUGCUCCAAACACUAUUUCUGCAUUGUAGAUGAAAUAUAUUUUAAGUUAUGAAUUUAAACCAAUUUAAUGUGAUACUCUUAGAAUAAGCAAAUAUUUAGAUAGAAAAAUUAAUGAAAAAACAUCUAAAUAAAUUAAUCUUGUAGAAGAAAACAAAAUAUAUAUUACUGAAGGUUAAGAUUCCAUUUAGGUUUCUGAUACAAUUCAAACCUUGAAUGUCAUUAUUUAUUUUAAGUGUUAUUCUAAUAAAAAGGUUCAUACAGUAAUAAAUAAAUGUAACAAUUGCUUAAAAUAAUAAAUAACUCUUGACCGCAAUUGCCAUGGUUCAAUGAACAUCAUUUAUUUUUAUAUGCGAUUUACAUCAUAAUCAGAUUUUAAAGAAUUAGCAAUUACAACUACUACUAAUGGUUUCUCAUUUGAUUAAAAACUUAGAAAUUAUGACGUUUAAACGAAAAAUGUCUUAAAUAUCUAAAUGUAAGAUAUCUGA